This is a messenger RNA of Cucumis sativus (cucumber), 1233 nucleotides long. Its product is annotated as cytochrome P450 71A1-like. The transcript has a single exon. Bases 253 to 1233 code for a protein of 326 amino acids. Gene Ontology annotation, molecular function: oxidoreductase activity, acting on paired donors, with incorporation or reduction of molecular oxygen; iron ion binding; heme binding. NCBI's taxonomy places the organism in Eukaryota, Viridiplantae, Streptophyta, Magnoliopsida, Cucurbitales, Cucurbitaceae. The record is from RefSeq and is a predicted model, not a curated record.
UCUCACGAUUAAUUUCAAUAUCACUUUGAAGAGACGCAUUCUACUUCUUUAUUUUUUUUUAUUUUUAAUUUUACCGAAUUCUCUCCCUCUCACAUCCAUUUUAUUUAUUUUAUUUUUAAAUAAAGUCAUUUUUUCUUUUGUUUUCUUUAUAAUUUUACAUUAUUACCUCCCCUCCCAUUAUAAAAUGUAGCUUCAUGUCAUAUCAUUGUAUACAAUUCAUAAAAACCAUACCCUCAAGAAAGAGGAAGAGAAAUGGAGGCAACAUCCUACAAAAAUCUCCACAAAUUUGUAGAGCAAAUAAUAUUUACUCAAUCUCCAUAUGAACAAACCACCACUAUUCACUUCGAUCCCUUCUCUUUUCCUCUCAUCUUCCUCUACUUCUUCUUCCUAAUUUUCUCACUCAAACUCUUAUCCAAGAAAAACCCCAAAACCAACAACUUACCACCAUCACCGCCGCAACUCCCAAUAAUUGGCAACCUCCACCAAUUAGGCAACCUCCCACAUCGCUCAUUGGCAUCUCUUUCAGAGAAAUAUGGUCCUCUAAUGCUUCUCAGACUAGGCCAAACCCCAACUCUCAUUGUCUCAUCAUCAAAACUAGCUAAACAAGUAAUGAAAUCCCAUGACAACAUCUUCUCAAGCAGAUCCCAAAACACAGCUGCAAAAUCCUUACUCUAUGGAUGCCAUGAUGUGGCCUUUGCUUCCUAUGGAGAGAAAUGGAGAGAGGCAAGAAAAGUUUGUGCUAUGGAGCUUUUGAACCCCAAAAGAGACGAGUCUUUUCAACAUGUUAGAGAUGAAGAAGUUGGAGAGCUUGUGAAAAAGAUUAUUGGUGGGGAUUCAUCAUUAGUCAAUCUUAACAAGCUUCUUCUAUCAACUUCAAAUAAUAUAGUGGGGAGAUGCGUUUUGGGAAAAAAAAUUGGGGAUGAAAAUUAUGGGUUUGGGGAAGUUACAAGGAAGGCUAUGGUGCUUUUGGCUGGGUUCUGUGUUGGGGAUGCGUUUCCUUCGCUUGGAUGGAUUGAUGUGUUGAGGGGAUUUCGUGGACAACUCAAAGGAACAUUUCAAAGAAUCGACAUGCUUUUUGAGAAAGUCAUUGAAGAGCAUAGGGACAAGAUGAAGAAUGGUGAUGAUAAUGGAAUUUGGGAAAAGGACUUCGUGGGGAUUAUGCUCAAAUUGCACCAAGACACUUUUGAUUAUCAUUUCACCAUGGAAGAUUUCAAAGCAAUUUUACUGGUUUAA